UUCUAUCCUUAUAUGCGUCAAAAGUCAAAUUUCCCUUACCAUAUUAUCUCUCUCUCUCUCAGUCACGAGCCCACGCUGCAGCUACAGUUACCACGCUAAAACAUCACGAACGUACGAACCACGGCCUGCCGAGUGCCGCCGCGUUUACUGGACUGCGGACGCUGCUUCCACUAUCGCAGUUCUCGCCCGCCCGCACGCACUCCACGCCGCCGGCCAAGUGAAACCUGUAGUGAAUCCAAUGGCUGAAAGCGUGUGAAUAAAUCUAAGAACAAGGUAGCAGACGACGCCCAAAAAUGUUACUUGAGAAACCCCAAUUCGACCCAAAGGGGCCUCCUCCUCCUCUUCACCAAACUGAUGUAGACGAUGAUGAUGACAACGUCAAACAACUCAAAGAGUGUUCUUCUCUCUACUUGGCCUUACAGGAUUGUCUUGUAAACACCAACAGGAAUUGGAAAUCUUGCCAGAAAGUUCAAGCGUUGAAGUCAUGCAAUGAGAGGAAAAAGAACGACAAAGGCAAGUGAAGGCAUAGAGUCUGAUUAUAAAUUCAGCGGCUUCUUUUCCCCCUAAAAAGUACUGUAUCCAAUGGAUAUAUAUUUCACGUAAAAUUAUUAAUUUUUUUUAAUAAAUUGUUGGAUUUCGACCAAAUUGAUAAUUCUUAGCCCAAAGAUAUUCAUGCCAUUGGAAAAAUAAUAAUAAUAAUAAUAAUAAUAAUAAUAAU
This is a messenger RNA of Humulus lupulus (European hop), 718 nucleotides long. RefSeq lists its product as uncharacterized. The coding region runs from base 294 to 521 and encodes 75 amino acids. Lineage: Eukaryota; Viridiplantae; Streptophyta; Magnoliopsida; Rosales; Cannabaceae. The transcript is spliced from 4 exons. The record is from RefSeq and is a predicted model, not a curated record.